This is a messenger RNA of Hippoglossus stenolepis (Pacific halibut), 679 nucleotides long. RefSeq names its product CDGSH iron-sulfur domain-containing protein 3, mitochondrial. Bases 114 to 485 code for a protein of 123 amino acids. Gene Ontology annotation, cellular component: intracellular membrane-bounded organelle. Gene Ontology annotation, molecular function: 2 iron, 2 sulfur cluster binding. NCBI's taxonomy places the organism in Eukaryota, Metazoa, Chordata, Actinopteri, Pleuronectiformes, Pleuronectidae. The record is from RefSeq and is a predicted model, not a curated record. The transcript has 3 exons.
AGCGGCGGGCUGCGGAGAGGCCAUGUUGGGUCGCUUCCUGUAAGUUUAGUGAAGGAGCCGCAGUAAGACUCGACGACAGGAGAAGAAGUGACGAUCAGACUCUGAGACUCAGGAUGAACAUGAGCAGGCUGGUGCUGCAGAGAGGAUUCAGACCUCUGCUGCCCGGCUCCUCCUCCACGGUGCAGAGCUGCCUGCUCUCCACACAGCCGGUCCCUGCAGCCCGGCUGCCCUACAGAGUGAAGGUGUCUGCUGGGAAACGCUACGCCUGGUGUGCCUGUGGACACAGUAAGAAACAGCCUUUCUGUGAUGGAGCUCACAAGACGGCCGCACCCAGCAUCUCUCCUCUACGUUUCACCCCUGACAAAGACAGGACGCUCACGCUUUGUGCCUGUAAGCAAACUAAAAACGCACCAUACUGCGAUGGCUCACACAUCAAGGUCAUCUUCCAGGAUCUGGUGAAGUGGGUGAAAGGUGUGUUUAAAUGAUGUGACAGUAAGAUAUUAAACUGAUAUUGGAGCAGCUUUGGCUCAUGGGUUAGCGCGGCCGUCCUCUAACAAGAAGUUCGGCGGUUCGAUCCCAGUGUCCUUGGGCAAGAUGUAAAACUUUACUGUAAAGCGCUUUGAGUGGUCGUCCGAACUAGACAAGCACUAUAUAAAUAAAGACCAUUUACCUCCACUGA